This is a messenger RNA of Gasterosteus aculeatus aculeatus (three-spined stickleback), 924 nucleotides long. RefSeq names its product fucose mutarotase (gene fuom). Gene Ontology annotation, molecular function: fucose binding; racemase and epimerase activity, acting on carbohydrates and derivatives. NCBI's taxonomy places the organism in Eukaryota, Metazoa, Chordata, Actinopteri, Perciformes, Gasterosteidae. The record is from RefSeq and is a predicted model, not a curated record. Gene Ontology annotation, biological process: fucose metabolic process.
GUUCACAAUGGGCUCAAACACCCAGCAAUUUCACAACGACAUUAACCACCACGCAGUCAGCGGGAGCGCGCACCGUGGGGCGCGCAUUGGGACCCGGGCGGUAGUUACACAACAUCCGGAAGCGCAAAAAUCCUACGCGUGCUCGGAUGUCGUGAGGCGCUGUGAUCUCUUGUUUAACUCUCCCGGCUCCGUAGUGGACAUCAUGGUCGUGCUGAAAGGAAUCCCCGCGGUUCUGUCUCCCGAGCUGCUGUUCGCUCUCGCCCAAAUGGGCCACGGGGAUGAACUGGUUCUUGCUGAUGCAAAUUUUCCAGCAUCGUCCAUUUGUGCCUGCGGUCCAAAAGAGAUAAGAGCUGAUGGUUUAGGAAUCCCACAGCUUUUGGAGGCCAUUCUGAAGCUGCUGCCCCUGGACACCUACGUCCCCUCUCCGGCUGCAGUCAUGGAUCUGGUAGAGAGUGACAAACAGAGAUGUUUAGCUGUCCCUGUGUGGGACACCUACACACGGCUCCUGGGUCAGGCGGGGUGUCAGUCGCCCCUUGAGAGGGUGGAGCGGUUUUCUUUCUAUGAGCGAGCCAAGAAAGCCUACGUUGUUGUGGCAACAGGGGAAACCGCUCUGUAUGGUAAUGUGAUGCUGAAGAAAGGGGUCCUCUCCGCUGAGCUGCUACAGUGACACACACAGAAGCUAUUAAAGUAAUGACGAUUAUUUCAGUAACAAUAAAAGAUGAAAUUAAAUCUAUGGAAAAUCAAGAGAAUGUGUACAAUUUUGCAUGAAAUUUAUUUUCAGGUUUAUUCCGUUUCCACUUCAAAACAUUGUUCUUAUAAUGUUGAGGUGUGGUUUAGGUGUAGCAUAAAUCAUUUUUAUUAUUAUUAGGUAGCAAUGUUUCUAACUAUUGCGUGUUCUGGACAAAUAAAAUACCCAAAGUCUUU